AUGCCACAUGGUGCCAAAGGUUCAGUUCUCGCCUGCGUGAAUUCGUUGGCUGUUUCGGUGGGAGCUUCUGAUGCGCGUCCAGCAUGGGAGCACCUCUUAAAACGCACGAAGGACGGAACUGCAACGACAUACCCAGCUGCCGAGACCCUGCUGGUGCUGCUCUGGAAUCUUCGGAGUGCCGGCCGCACCGCAGCGGCGAUUUCACUGGAACUGCUUGUCGCAAGGCUGGGGCUCGCACAGUCCUGCAACUGCGACCACGAGCCCGUUCUGAAGGUCUUGUUCUUGCUUAGCCAGACUAUGGCCUCGGAUUCCGGACUCGGCACGGUGUCUAGGCAGGCACUGUAUGAGACUGGCUGCAUGCCAAGCACGAGAGCUGCCGGCAGCUUCCUGCGCAGAAGUUCUGGAAGACAAACGGAGGCGGAGCUGCAGCGACACCUUAAGAACAGCGGGAGUCUGUCCGCUUGGCCCAGCGAGCCCAAGCAGCAGCCUCUCACAGAUCCAGAUCCAUGGCACUGGCUCAGACCGCAGGUUGUAAAGAACAUGCAGGAAUGCGAGGCACAGUCGGAAGUGGAAGUGAAGGCUCCAGUAAAGGCUUCCGAGAAGGUGUCGGGUUUCUUCGAUAAUCCGAGGUGUGAGUUGGCGGACCAUCCAGAGCCGGACAGCGAGCCUCCCUGCAUGGAAGCAGCACGGGCGCAACCAGCGAUGAAGUCCAUGAUAGGCUCCGUCCAUGAAGAUGCUGCCCAUGGAAGCAGUCGGCAGGAAAAGUGGCAGCGUUUGUGGGAGAGCACAGUCUCGGCAGUGGACUCUCGCGAAUCUUGGGGUCACAUCGGCGCUUCAACGUCUUCGCAAGCUGCGGGUUCGCUAAUGCUUCGCUUUGCCUGGCUCGCACUUCACGGAAUCUCAUCUUCCUGCUUCAAGGUCCGUGACAUGCUUGUGCAGUGCAUCGCGAAGGGUUCACAGCAAUCACUACUGGGAGCAUGGGCGGAUAUCUGCAGCAGCUGCAUGCGACUGAAGCAGUUAUCCGGUUCCCUCGGCCGCAGUGCGAGCCUGACUGCACAGGCAUUGGGGAGUGUAAACCGAGAUCUGCUGAAUAUCCUGGACGGAAAGGUAGCCGCUGCUCUGCGAGAAGGCCGCAGCUUCCUGCAGUUCUGGGUAGGGCUGCAGCCGUGGCUGCGGCAGCUGCAAGAAGUGCUGGCUCUCCACGGCUGCCAGAAGCAGUCGAAGCAGCCAGUGGCGCAGGCCCUGUCGGCCCUGUCUCAAGGACAGCUCUUGGACGGCUUGCUGGGCUUUGUCCGUGCCCACGAACUGUCCGCGCUGCGGUGGCAGGCAUGCAGCCGCCCGCGGGGAUCACUGGAGCCGGCACAUCCCAUGGACCUGGUGCCCUUGUGGAUCCUGCAACGCUCGCUGCAGCCACUGUUUCAAAGCCUCACCGUGCGGAUGCGAGGUGAGGAGAGCGACGCCCCCAGCCGCGGCUCCACAUUCCCGGAUUUCUUGAGUUCCAUCCACGCCCCACUUUCCUCGCUGCCCCACAAGUUGCGGAUCCUGGAUUGCAGCGAGCCAGGUGACGAGGCCUCGUACCCUGUCUAUUCUUCCGGCAGGUGUUUUGACAGCUUCGGCCGCGAAGCACGAGCCUUUGCGUCCACGAGAUCAGAUCUUGAUGUGGAUGAGAAUGAAGAAACCAACCCGAUGAGGAACUCCGGCUGCCGCCUGCUCGUAUCCGCACACGGCGGCUCCAGGCCACCUGACCCAGAAGCUGCUAAAGAGCUUACGGAUCAGCUAGUGUUUAGGCGGACGUCGGAACGACUUCGGGGACUUCAAGCUCAAAGCCAUCGUCCCUCCACGCCACAAGCUCUUCCCGCUACAACCACUGCUGCUGCUAACUUGGAGGAUGCUAGACAGAAGCAGCAAAAACAGCAAGAGUACAAGGCCGCUCUGGAUGCGCAGGUGGCAGAACGAGCAGAGCUUCUGCGCAAUGAGGGCAGACGUGAGGAGGAGACAGCCUUAGCUGUUUUGCAGCCACCCUCUCCACGUACUCUGCAAGAUGCAAGAGAAGCGCUCGCCGAAGGGCAUCGCCAGCGGAUGCAGCAGGCGGCCCAGGAGCAGCAAUUGCUGAAGUGGAAGCUGCACCGCCUCCGGGGCACGCCUGCAUCCAGCGAUCACAAUCGGCCCGAGCAGCCAGGCUUCUUGGCCGCUACGGCACUUGCUUGCAGCCCUGCAGAGGGCCCUGUGGAGCUGGGUUCAGAGCAAGAAGCUCCGCAGGAAGUGGCACACGGGCUGAAGGGCCUCGUGCGAACGGUGCUUCAAGGACUUUACGCCCGUGCAGGUGUGCACCAGGCACCUGUCGCCGAAGCUCCGAGCACGGGCGCAGCGAGCGCAGUGCGCACGAUGCUCGAAGUGCCCCUGGACGUUGAGGCGACAGCACCAACUUCGCCUUUGAGGCCUAUCGAGGUCCAAAACCCUGCUCCGUCGUCGCCGCUUGUUUCUGCCGACGGCAACGUCGCCGCCACUGCGAAGCCGGAAGCUUUCGAGCGGCCGCCGCUCUACACCGAGGCCGAGUCGAUGGACAUGACCGAGGAUGCAGAAAUGAUCUGGAAGGGCGGGGCGGUGCCGCUGGAAGUUAGUUUGGAGAAUUGCCUCAUCCGACCACUCCGCAUUCAGUCGCAUUGGGUGGAGAAGGCUGUGGUCACGAAGUUCGUCUUCGAGCUGAAUCUUCCUCGCCAUCUGAAGCUGAUGCAGCGCUACAUCUUGAUGGGCGAGUCACGACUGCUGGAGCCUUUUCUGGCGAAGGCCAUCGCCCUCUAUGCCAACCGGCCAAUCCUUGAAGAGGCCUCCGUUGUGGAAGGAGCGCUCCAGGCGCUCUUCCAGUCGGUGGUGCCGCGGCCCUCGUCUCCGGAGGAUGACGCUCUGCUGAGCAGAAUCUUUCUGCAGCUUAGCCCUGCGCCCUCCUUACUAGGCCACGGGCCGGUGUCUUUCCUUGAUGGCAUCAGGUUCAGAAUGAAGCUCGAGUUCCCCAUGAGCGAGAUCUUCACCGAGCGUGUGCUGAUGCAGUACACGAGGCUCUUCCGGAUCAUCGCUUUGGCCCACCACGCCCUCGAGUGCCUCAAGGGAGCUUGGGGUGCCCUGGCCGGUCUCGGUGCAGGGAGCAGGGGCUCUGCGAUGCCACCGACGGCCCUCAUCGCAUUGCGCCAUGAACUUCACCAUUUCGCGGCCACAAUUCAUCGCUACCUCCUGGUAGAUGUCGUGGCCACGGAGUUCAAGCAGUUGGAAGCGAAGGUGAUGGAAGCUUCCUCCCUGGACACACUCCUCGCCGCCCACAGCGGUUGCCUCCGGCGCUGCGUGGCCCGGAGCUUCCUGGAGGCUGGCUCGCAGGACGCCCUGACUGCAGUGGUCGGCAUCCUGGACCAGGCCUUGGAGCUGUCGUGCCUGCUUGAAGAGGUGGAUUUGCAGCUGCCAUCUCUGCCGGCUUCGGUGAUUGUCCGCUUGCGUCGCAUUGAGACGACAUUUUGCGACUUAAGGAGAAGCCUGAAGCUCUGCUACAUGGACGGAGGAUUGGCUGAAGCAGAUGGGCUGGUGCAGGAGGUUCUUCCGGCUGCCGAUGACUUCAGCUAG
Messenger RNA from Symbiodinium sp. CCMP2456, 3609 nucleotides. NCBI's taxonomy places the organism in Eukaryota, Dinophyceae, Suessiales, Symbiodiniaceae. The record is from the annotation of a GenBank genome assembly.